GGCCCAAAAACCCUUCGUCCCUCUCACUUCGCUUCUCUUGUCCCCUCCCCCAUCUCUGCGAUCCAAAGGCGGCGGCGGCGGCGAGCUCGGUGGCAUGGCGAUGCGGCUGGCGGCGGCGGCGGCGUUCGUGCGACGCCUCGUGCCGGCGCGAAAUCCGGUGAUCUCGGCGGAGGCGGAGGCGGUGACCUGCGGGCGCGGGGACAAGAAGACCAAGCGCGGGAAGCGGUUCAAGGGCUCCUACGGCAACGCGCGGCCGAAGCGGGAGAAGAAGAUCGAGCGCAUCAAGGACCGCGUCGAGGUGCCCCGCUCCACCCCGUGGCCGCUCCCCUUCAAGCUCAUCUGAGCCAAAGCCCAGCGCGAGCUCCCCCCCGUCGGUUCGUGAGGCUACCUAGGGUUUUCCUUUCCCUUUUUCGAUUUGGUACUCUUGUCCAACUCUUGCGCCUGCGCCCACGCUUGCGUGGGCACGCAUCGUUUUUUUAGUUCCUCAUAUUGGGCUGUGUCAGAUAUGUAUUGUCGAAUCAAGCUGCCAUAUCGCAACAUUGUAGAAUGCAGUCCAUAUGGACGAAAAUAUCAUCACCAUGUUUGUUUGUCCAGUGUCCUUUUGCUGGGUGUCAUCUGGAUGGUGAUAAUACGCAGUUUAUGAUAAUUGGAAAUGGAAUUUACGGUUUUGGAUUGA
Messenger RNA from Oryza sativa Japonica Group (Japanese rice), 676 nucleotides. The record is from RefSeq and is a predicted model, not a curated record. Lineage: Eukaryota; Viridiplantae; Streptophyta; Magnoliopsida; Poales; Poaceae.